Messenger RNA from Anopheles aquasalis, 1635 nucleotides. Its product is annotated as apolipoprotein D. Gene Ontology annotation, biological process: lipid metabolic process; response to reactive oxygen species. The record is from RefSeq and is a predicted model, not a curated record. NCBI's taxonomy places the organism in Eukaryota, Metazoa, Arthropoda, Insecta, Diptera, Culicidae. Gene Ontology annotation, cellular component: cytoplasm.
GGGAGCUGUUUGGUGGUGGUACACUUUCACUCCAAGAACACCAAUCCGGGUCCGUCGUCCCCAGUCGAGGUCCUCUCUUUAGUCUGGUGCUGCGAGGCCGAGUGAUAAGCUGUGUGCGUCCCCGGUUGUCUAGCAAAAGGCAUCAUCAUGUUUGGGCGUAGUAUCGGGAAGCUUGUGGUGUGGCUUCUGCUUGCCACAGUAGCCGUCUGGCCAAGCAUUGGCCAACGGAUCGUAAACCAGCUGUGUCCGGAUCCGGCCAGCCGCCCGGUUGUUCAGUAUUUCGAUCUGGAACGUUACGUUGAGGGGCGAUGGUACGAGAUACUGCGCUACGAGCAGUACUUUGAGAAGGAUUGUGAUUGUGGUUACGCCACGUACACACCGCAGACCGAUGGAUCGGUGAAGGUAGAGAACUGCUGUGAACGGCUACCGAACACCACGGUCAAGUGCAGCAUCGGAAAGGCGGUCGUCAGCUUUCCGGAUCAGUUUCCACUGGAGGGAAAGUUCAACGUGACCUUCGGUGGCCCACCGAACAACUCGAACUACUGGAUCAUGGAGACUGAUUACGACAACUUUGCCGUGAUUUACUAUUGCAAAAACAUCUCCGACAGCAAAUCGGCCGAAGCGGCCUGGGUGCUGUCGAAGCAGCGGACUAUCAACGCGACCGUUCGCGCGGUGGUCGAUAAGUUGGUCGAUAAGUUCCUGGUACGGCAGGAUAUGAGGGUUACCGAGCAGAGCCAGGAGAAAUGCAAAUAUGCCACGGGUGGUUAAAACCAUUUGCCACCAUACAAAGCAUUGACUUUCGUACACGAAAGGACGUAAAGGACUAUCGAUGUAAAUUUUCGGACCUUUUCCCACAAUUUGAUAUCGAAAUACUUGCACUGCUUCGAAAUAUACUAUGAAAGUAUGCCACAAAACCUACUUUGUCCGCCAAGAAGCGACAUUUGCUCAAAAGUAACCGGAAAUACUUUUCCUCUACAUCGAUAUUUUCCGCUAAUCAAGCCGCACCGAGAGUAAUGUAAAUGAAAUACCAACGAGCCAGCCAGGAACUCUGGUUGCGAGACCCAAAGCCCUCUAAUGACUUUAGCUAAUUUUUAUGAUCACAGUUCGGUCCCGUCAUGCUGGACGGUACACUUUCGCGGCACACGGGCUGAACAAAAACUGAAAAUCUAAUGAAAUCUCUGUCCCCGUUUUGGCUUUGGUUGUCUAGCUACUGCGAAGGAAACGCGAUCCUGCAGAACAAUUUUGGGUGCGCCAGCCAGAGGACCAACUUUUACCACCAGGAACGGGGCGGACGAGUUUCUGGUCAGCGAACGAGCGAGCGAGCUAGUGGUCCACAAGCCAGAGUUGGUCGAUAAUUAGCUUUUGAUAGAAAUAAAACUGUUACAAAACUUUGCGCAACGGACGGAAACAAUUUCGAAGCGUGAGGCGUUCCACGGUACCAGCUCUCCGUUUGGUGCUACUCCACUACUGAGGAACCCAAGGUUUGGAAUGUUCUAGCAUCACGGUCGCAGGGACGGUGCCAGCAGUGCUGUUCACAGAACACAGCAAACCCUUUACACACAAUUCAAAUGUAGAUUGUUAGCUAGCGGCAAAAGUCACAGUUUUGGGCGAAUAAAAAAUAAAAUGUUUCUACUA